UUGCGGACCCACCGGUUUGCGGGCUGGGCUGCCCUCGCCCUCCUCUGGGCCUUCGCCUUACUCACCGUCUCGUACAAUCCGAGAACUGAAUCCUACCGGGAUGAGUUCGGGUCGAGGCUCGUCAGAAGUCAGGAGUUUUGGUUCACGCUCGCGACAACUGUAUUGAUCAUCGUGUCGUGGCUGACGGUGAGAAAGGUCAAAGUGCAAGUCACGUCUCCGUCAGGCCAUGCGGCCAUCAUCAAGUUCGAGGGUGGAGUCAAGUUCGGGAUCCUCGGGCGAAUAAGCCCGUCGUCGUUUUCCGAGUGGCAUGCGUUCGGGAUUGUCUCGGACGGGAAGAAAGAGCACAUGAUGUUGGCGGGUGCCGUGGGAGACUUUACCAUGUCCUUGGGCUUUGUUGGUGGCGACUGGGUUGGGAUUUGCGUGUUCUUGUCGUUCCUUCUGCAGCCGAGCACGGCGGAGGUAUGCGUGCUGUGGGUGACAAAGGGAGUGGAAGACAAAGGGAGUGGAAGAGAAUUACGGAGCGGAGAUAAAGGGGUGGAUGAGCGAGGCUAUGAAGGCCGGAAGGGCUAUCGUGCACAACACGGCCGUGAUGGGGCGGCCGAACGUGGCUGA
Messenger RNA from Striga asiatica, 612 nucleotides. Lineage: Eukaryota; Viridiplantae; Streptophyta; Magnoliopsida; Lamiales; Orobanchaceae. The record is from the annotation of a GenBank genome assembly.